AUGGCGACGAUGACGAUGAACGGGUACGCCAACGGACACAGCAACGGCCACGCCAGUCACAACAAGCCCGGUGAAAAGGUGGACGAUGGCCAUAUUCCGCUCGGCAACCCCUCCGUGGCGACGUACGAUCGCUCCUCUGUCUCUACGUCAGGACAGGGUACGCUAGCCACACUUGAGCCGCCUGCCGAUGCGGUCCACAUCACGCCAUCGAUCGCAUUCGAUGAUGACCCAGAUUGGGUACCUGAUCCUAGCGACCCUCACUGUCUCAAGCAUGCCCAGUUCGGUCACUGCGACAACGAAGCGUAUCGGUAUGAGUCCCGAUACCAGCCUCUGGAGGAUCUGAGCGAUGCCCUUUCUGCCAAUCUCAAGAAAGGCGCCUCUCACGCCGCCGGCACGAGAAAGUCAGCACACCAUCUGCAAGCUGGAGGAUCAGAGCCGCUCGAAGAGCCAAGCUAUAUGAUCUACUUUCAGACCUAUUUCUCCUAUCUCAUCUUGAUCGUCAUCGGUCACAUGCGUGACUUUGUCGGCAAGAGAACCCACAAAAGCUCGUACAAGCAUCUCAUGGCAUACAACGGAUAUGCGGCGCUCAAUUCGGAUUUCGACUCGUUCUACACGCGCCGGCUCAAGACGCGUCUAGACGACUGUUUCUCUCGCCCCGUCACAGGCGUGCCCGGCAGGACGAUCACCUGCCUCGAUCGAACCUCUGACGAUCACUUCAACUCGUUCUCUUUCACAGGAACGACGACACAAGCGCUCAACAUCUCGUCCUACAACUAUCUCGGCUUUGCACAAUCGCGAGGUGCAUGUGCCGAUGCUGCAGAGGCCUGCAUCAAGACAUACGGUAUCGCUUCAGGCGGUCCACGUCUAGAGGCUGGCACAUCAGAUCUGCACCUCGAUGCAGAGAGGCUCGUCGCUCGGUUCCUCGGCACAGAGUCGGCCAUGAUCGUCUCGAUGGGUUUUGCGACCAACUCGACAACCUUGCCUGCUAUCUGCUCAAAGGGCUGUCUCAUCAUUUCGGACGAGCUCAAUCAUUCGUCUAUUCGAUUUGGCUCCCGUCUCUCGGGCGCGAUGGUGCGACAGUACAAGCACAAUGACAUGGACGAUCUCGAAGAGCUCCUCCGCGAGUGUAUCUCACAGGGCCAGCCAAAGACCCACCGCCCCUGGCGUAAGAUCCUCCUGAUCGUCGAAGGUCUCUAUUCGAUGGAAGGCACCCUCGUCAACUUGCCUGCUAUCGUAAAUCUGAAGCGAAAGUACAAAUUCUUCCUCUACGUCGACGAGGCUCACUCUAUCGGCGCACUCGGUCCAAGGGGCAGAGGUGUCUGUGACUACUUUGACGUCGAUCCGGGCGAGAUCGACAUCCUUAUGGGCACCUUCACAAAGAGCUUUGGCGCCGCUGGCGGCUACAUCUCAGGCAGUAAGGAGCUCGUCGACAGUAUUCGACAGAUCUGCCACUCACAGCUCUAUACCGAGGCCAUCAGCCCACCCGUCGUGAUGCAGAUCGUGACAUCGAUGGCGUCUAUCAUGGGACCCGAAGCAAUCGACGUCCUGCCCCACCUUGCCAAGACGUUGCCGCCUCAUCUCGCAGACGGAUCCGAGGGUCGCGAACGGUUGCGCAGGAUCGCAUUCAAUGCGCGCUACCUAAGUGCAGCGCUACGCAAGCUCGGCUUCAUCAUCUAUGGCCAUCGGGAUUCGCCCAUUGUGCCUCUGCUCAUCUUCUCGCCUGGUAAGCUGCGAUGGUUCAGCAAACUGAUGCUCCACCGGUGGGGCAUCGUCGUCGUCGUGGUAGCCUACCCUGCGACGCCUCUCGUUUCCGGACGAGCACGUUUCUGCGUGUCAGCGGCGCAUACAAAGGACGAUUUGGAUACCGUCAUCCGAGCCUGUGAUGAUGUCGGCACCAUCAUCGGGCUCAAGCUCGGCGGCGGCAAGCGAUGGACUGUUGAGCAGAUCAUCAACGCCCCGGUGCAAGAACUUCUGGCAGACUAG
This is a messenger RNA of Mixia osmundae IAM 14324, 1983 nucleotides long. RefSeq lists its product as uncharacterized. The transcript has 3 exons. Gene Ontology annotation, cellular component: serine palmitoyltransferase complex. Gene Ontology annotation, biological process: ceramide biosynthetic process; sphingosine biosynthetic process. Lineage: Eukaryota; Fungi; Basidiomycota; Mixiomycetes; Mixiales; Mixiaceae. Gene Ontology annotation, molecular function: pyridoxal phosphate binding; serine C-palmitoyltransferase activity. The record is from RefSeq and is a predicted model, not a curated record. The coding region runs from base 1 to 1983 and encodes 660 amino acids.